AAGUACUUCCGGGUGUCCUCUCUAAGUUUGGGACUUUUCGCAGUUUCUCUUGUCGGCGUGGUCGUGAUUACUUCAAAAGUAAAGUAACAUCUAACAAAUGAAUCGGAUUUGUUUUGUAUAAACAAGUGAAGUUAUUUCUUACAUUUGUUUGUAUAUGAACGGGUCCACGCCGGGAGAGCUGACUCGGUGUCCUGUCCAGAUGUUUAUCCACGACCACAUCAGUAAUCCGUCGCAUAAAUGAUGUCGCUCGUUGCCUAAAGUAGGUCUGUUUACCUUCAGAGCACCAUGAAACACCUCGUUUUACUCUUGACAUCUUUAUUUUUGAUAGAAUGCUCAAAAAGACCUGCAAAAGAUGGCGAAUAUGAUGACUUGAGGUCCUUGCUGUCGGACUUUGAUGUUCUGAACCGGUCCAGUCUGCAGCAGCACUCUGUCCGUAAGCGAGAUGUGCAGAGCCACACACAUGCAGAGAGACUGCUGACUUUCACAGCUUUACACAGGCAUUUCAAGCUCUACCUGAGCACCAACACUGAAUUGUUCACUGAAGACUUCAGCACUGUGGUGGUGGAGAAAGACGGCACUCACCAGAACUACGAGGUCCACAGACAGAACUUCUUCACGGGCCACGUCAUUGGGGAGGAGAACUCACGUGUACAGGCACAUAUUGAUGACAACGAAUUUACUGCUCACAUUCUGACUGAUGAGGCUGAGUAUAACAUAGAGCCUCUGUGGAGGCUCACUCAAGGUCCGUCGGAUGGCCGAUUGCUGGUGUAUCGCUCGGAGGACAUCAGGAACGUGAGCCGUCUCGCCGCUCCUAAAGUGUGUGGCUACAUCACAGCGGAGGCCAGUCAGCUCCUGCCUGAUAAUGUGCGCUCAGCCACGGCAACAAAGGAAAAAGUAGAAGACGAAGAGCACCUGAGAGUGAGGAGGCAGGUAGUGGAUCACAGGAAGAACACAUGUCCUCUGUUGCUGGUGGCAGAUUAUCGUUUCUUCAGACACAUGGGCCGCAAGGAGGAGAGUACCACCAUCAACUACCUGAUUGAGCUGAUUGACCGGGUGGAUGACAUUUACAGAAACACAUCAUGGGAUGAAGAGUUUAAAGGCUACGGUGUUCAGAUCCAGCAGAUUAUGAUCAACAAAUUCCCCACGAAAGUGGAACCAGGACGAAGCCACUUCAACAUGAAGGGAAGUCCAGUGAAGAAUAAGGAUGUGUGGGAUGUGAAAAGACUUCUGGAGCAAUUCAGCAUUGACAUCGCAGAGAAUGCCUCCAAAGUGUGUUUGGCUCACUUGUUCACCUAUCAGGACUUUGAUGAGGGCACACUAGGCCUUGCCUACGUCGCCCCCGCUAAAGAAGAGGGUCCCGGAGGAGUCUGUUCCAAAGAGUCUCCACAGUCAGAAAAUGACCAACACACCAUUUACCUGAACACGGGCUUAACCAGUACUAAGAACUAUGGGAAAACUAUUCUGACUAAGGAGGCAGAUUUGGUGACGACCCAUGAGCUCGGGCACAACUUCGGGGCUGUUCAUGACAGGGAUGACGUGCCAUACUGCGCCCCCAGCGAGGACCAUGGGGGCAAAUACGUCAUGUACCCCAUUGCUGUGAGCGGUGACCAUUCCAAUAACAGGCUAUUUUCCAACUGCAGUAAGAUGUCCAUUGUGAAAAGCCUGAGGCACAAGGGCCCUUCAUGUUUUAAAGAGAGAAACAGUAAGGUGUGUGGGAACUCACGGGUGGAGGAGGGAGAGGAAUGUGACCCUGGCUUGGUCCACCUCCACACUGACCUCUGCUGUACCUUCGACUGCAAGCUGCGACCUUCAAAGCAGUGCAGUGAUAGGAACAGCGCCUGCUGCAAGAACUGUAUGUAUGAGAAGGUCGGAAAGCCAUGCCAGGAGCCCAUUAAUGCCACCUGCAAGGGCAUGUCCUACUGCACAGGUAACAGCAGUGAAUGUCCUCCUCCAGAGAAUCUGCUUGAUAACACCACUUGUGUGGACAGUGGACAGUGUCAUAACGGAGAGUGUAUACCGUUCUGUGAGGCUGUCCUCAACCUGCAAUCGUGCGCCUGCAAUGAGACGGAACGCUCGUGUAUGGUUUGCUGUCGCAGUAAGAGUGGUGCAUGCUCUCCAUACCAGGAUGAGAAAGGUCACUUCCUGUACCUGAGAAAGGGCAAACCUUGCACUGUGGGCUUCUGUGAUGGAAAGGGGAAAUGCAUGAAGCAGGUCCAGGAUGUCAUUGAAAGGUUGUGGGAUUUCAUUGACAAGCUGAACAUCAACACAUUUGGGAAAUUCUUGGCUGAUAACAUUGUGGGCUCAGUGGUGGUCUUUUCCUUGCUCUUCUGGAUCCCUCUCAGUAUUCUUGUCCACUGUGUGGACAAGAAGCUGGACCAGCAGUAUGAGCUGAACACACGAUCACUCUUUUACCCCAGCAAUGCAGAGUUGCUGAGCAGUCUCGAUUCAGCCUCAGUGCGCAUCUUCAAGCCUCACUCUGCUUCGGCUGUCUCUGCCGUCCCACGCUUCCCGAGCAGCACCCCUCCCGCCCCACUGACUGCAGGCAGCUUAACAUCUCCAGCCUCAGGCUUUUUGGCUAGCACAGAGCCUCCACGCAUGGACACCAUCCAGGAAGACCCCAGUUAUGAUUCUCGCCUGGAUGAACAGGUCCUAGAGGAGGACUUCACCACCACUCGCACCAGUGCAGCUCGAUCCUUUGCGGAUCUGACUGAUGCUGCAGAGAAUGAUCUAGAGAGAUCAUUCAAGAUGAAGACACACGGGCACAGCAUCAGGAAGGAAACCGAGUGCUGAGUGAGUGUGUGUGUGUGUGCGUGUGUGAGCACAAAACUGACCUUUAUAACAGAAAGUGUGUGAAAAGGAGUGUGAGUGACUGCAUGAACUCCAUAUGAGAAGCAGAAUAAGCAAAGCUUGCAUAAGUGAAGAGUGGGCUGGAGCUUAUAUAACUCUGUAUUCAGAAAUACAGAGAGGCUGUAUGGUUUUGGAGCACUUCAAUUCCCUGUAGGGUGAACUAAGUGUGUUGCUUAUGUUUACGUAAUGCUCAAUUUAGCACUGAGGCUGCAGCGACUACAGGGUGCACAUUUAGCUAAAGAUUGAUGUAAGUGACUUUGCUUCAUGAAUUUCAAAGGUACACUUCAUGUCACUUAUGUUUUGCGUUUCAACAGUCUAUAUUAACAAAAAUAUAUUAAGCAAGAUAAGAGUUUUUGUAUAUUUUUGAAUUUAUUACUGCAGCAUUAAAUAUCAUGUAGAAGGGAAUUAAAAAAAAAUAAGUCUUUUCAGUUACACACUCAUUGGCCACUUUCUUAGUAAAAACCUCUGCAUCUGCUCAUUAUGUAAAAUCACAUAAAAUCACAGGGCAAGCGUCAGGCUUCAGAGCUUCAAGUUUACAUCAGACAUCAAAUGGGGGGAAUUGUGAUCUUGGUGACUUUGUCCAUGCUGUGGCUGUAACAGAUUUCCGAGGCUGUUCAUCUCCAUGCACAUCUCUAGACUUUACAGAUAUUGUUGCAAAAUUCAAAAACAUCCAGUGAGUGGCGAGUCUACUGGAAGAAAAAUUUUGUAAAUGAGAGACAUCAGCUGUAAAUGGCCAGACUUGUUUGAGCUGACUGGAAGGCUAUGUUUUUCUUCACAUGCUUAAUUAUACGGUCAGUCUGUGUCCACUUUAGCCUCAGAUUUGUGCUGUUGGAUAACAGGAGUGAAGCCCAAUGUGGUUUUCUUCUCAUCCAUAUCAAGCUUUGGCCUGUUGUGUUAUCUCUGUAAGUUGUAAAGAGUGAUUAGUCCUGUCAUGUCCAACCAGUCUGGCUAUUCUCUUGAAAAUGUGAAAAUGUGUUUCUAAAAUCCUCAAUACAAUAUCUGGCACUAACAACCAUACCCUAAAAAGAGUAAUAUUUUAUUUUGGUGUUCAAGGUGAAUAAUAACUGACCCCUAUUCGCCUGCAUUGUGGCUUGGAUAACUGCAUGAAUGUGCAGAAGUACAGGUGCUUUUAUUUUAUUAUUAAAGUGGAUAGUGAGUGUGUAAAUAUUUGAAACAGAUUUUUUAAUUCAAUUCCAAUCCAAAAAAAUGGUACAGAAAAUAAAUCUGUAAAUCAUUAGGCACCUUUCUAAUUUCUACACUUCUUUUUAAAGCAUUUAGAGAAAGUAUUUUUUAUUAACGUUCACCGCUACAAACAAAACUGAAACAGCACUUUUCUUUCCUCACAAACAACUCCUACAAAUGAUACCAAAGACUUUUCAGCUCUUUUUUUGUGUCCCCACUACCCACACUGGACUGUAUUAAAUCUAUGCAAACCUGAAGUGCUUUAGUAUUACCAGCUUUAACAGCUUUAUUGCUUAAAAGGGAACGAGGGAAAUAAUCAUUUGUUUACAUGCCUGUCUAGCUGUGAGGUUCCAGACAGGUAUCCUAUAUUUAGAAAGAUGUGCACUGUAAAUUAUAUCUGUCUACUCACCGAAAAUGAGUAUGUUUUGAGCUGUGGUGCUUUCUUCAUUACGGUGGAGAUGAUUAGACGAGUGGUGAAAUGCCUUCCAGAUUAUGUCACAGGUCCUGUUCUCUUCACUUACUGCUACUAUACUGUAUAUUUUAUACACCUGUGUGUACUACUAUAAUACUGUGCACCCUGAUGUUAUACUGUUACAUUUCAUUUUACAUUGCUAGAUUUUAUGAGUAAACAGUUCAUUUCCAUACUAUCAGUAAUCUCACUGGUAUUUAGUGAUCUAUUUUCACCAUUACUUUAAAUGUCAAUUCUUCUUUUUCAUUCUGAUUCAGUCAUCAUCACUAGUUCAUGUGUUCGACGUGUCCUUGUCGCCCGUGUGUUUGUGCUUCGUGCACUGUGUGUACAGUAAGCACAUACAUUUUGAAAAUACACCGACCAGGCAUAACAUUAUGACCACCUGCCUUAACUUCUUCAGCAAUUUGAGCAACAGUAGCUCGUCUAGACAAUACCACAAUUUCAACACAUUUCCCUGUAAUGAGAAAAGUGUACAUUAGAAGUCUAUACACCAACCAGGCAUAACAUUAUGACCACAUGCCUAAUAUUGUGUUGGUCCCCCUUUUGCUGCCAAAACAGCCCUGACCCAUCAUGCACUGUGUAUUCUGACACCUUUCUAUCAGAACCAGCAUUAACUUCUUCAGUAAUUUGAGCAACAGUAGCUCGUCUGUUUGAUCGGAUCAUACGGGCCAGCCUUCGCUCUUCACGUGCAUCAGUGAGCCUUGGCCGCCCAUGACCCUGUCACUGGGUCAUCACUGUUCCUUCCUUGGACCACUUUUGAUCCUUCCUUGACCACUUUUGGGAACACCCCACAAGAGCUGCAGUUUUGGAGCUGCUCUGAUCCAGUUGUCUAGCCAUCACAAUUUGGCCCUUGUCAAACUUGCUCAAAUCCUUACGCUUGUCCAUUUUUCCUGCUUCUAACACAUCAACUUUGAGGACAAAAUGUUCACUUGCUGCCUGAAAUAUCCCACCCACUAACAGGUGCCAUGAUGAGGAGAUAAUCAGUAUUAUUCACUUCACCUGUUAGAGGUCACAAUGUUAUGCUUAAUCGGGGUAUCAUUAUCAUCAUUAACAAACACCAAGAUUAAAAACAUUAGAAUUUGCCAUAUAUAACACAAAACAGUAUUUGUGUUACUUUGACAUAGGGAGUGAAAUCACUAAAUUCUCAAUAUAUGGAUUAGGGUUAGAGGAAGUGAUUAUAAACAGAUUCCUGAUCCAUCUCAAUUCUCUUAAACCCUACAGCAUGACCACAGGACUUUAUAUAAAUCUCACUUCUAUCCAUUAGGAAACAUACAUGCUUAAUGUGUUUCUGUAUGUUCAUUUUCAGGGGAAAUGUUUGGUACUGUUAACAUAUUUUUAGUAAUAAAAAAUGUGUGCCAAAAAAAAAAAAAA
Messenger RNA from Hemibagrus wyckioides, 5869 nucleotides. RefSeq names its product ADAM metallopeptidase domain 17b (gene adam17b). The record is from RefSeq and is a predicted model, not a curated record. Gene Ontology annotation, biological process: membrane protein ectodomain proteolysis; Notch signaling pathway. The transcript is spliced from 19 exons. The coding region runs from base 286 to 2790 and encodes 834 amino acids. Gene Ontology annotation, molecular function: metalloendopeptidase activity. NCBI's taxonomy places the organism in Eukaryota, Metazoa, Chordata, Actinopteri, Siluriformes, Bagridae. Gene Ontology annotation, cellular component: plasma membrane.